GACAGGCAGGCGCGCGCAGCGGCCUCCAUCCACCCGGCGCGGCGCUCGCCUUUGCUCUAGGCCACGCCUCCUCUUCAGCUGACCCCUGAUGGUCACGUGUAGCUCCCCGCCACGCAAGUCUGGGUCCUUGUGCAGCCCACAGGGGUCCUCGCGGGCUCGGAGUCACUCCGAAGCUGCCUGUCCGCGCGCGAGUCUGGAGCGGCGGGUUCGGGGCGCUCUCCGAUGUGGGGCUCGCGCCGCUGCGCUUCGGACCCCUAGUUGGGUUUCCCCUCGGGCUUCGGGGAACCGGGUCAGGCGGUCGCCGGGGCACCUCAUUUCGGAAAAGCGCCGCAGCGCCCUGGAGGAGGCCGGACAGCCCCGCGGCACGGUCGCCGGGUGCGAGUGUGCGAGUGCGGCUGCCUGCCAGCGCCUGGGCCCCGGGAGCAGAGGUGGAGCAACCCCUUUUAGCUGAAGAUGAAAGGCUGGGGUUGGCUGGCCCUGCUUCUGGGGGCCCUGCUGGGGACCACCUGGGCUCGGAGGAGGAGCCAGGAUCUGCACUGUGGAGCUUGCCGGGCUCUGGUGGAUGAAAUAGAGUGGGAGAUUGCCCAGGUGGAUCCCAAGAAGACCAUUCAGAUGGGAUCUUUCCGGAUCAAUCCAGAUGGCAGCCAGUCAGUGGUGGAGGUGCCUUAUGCCCGCUCAGAGGCCCACCUCACAGAGCUCCUAGAGGAGAUAUGUGACCGGAUGAAGGAAUAUGGGGAACAGAUUGACCUGUCCACCCACCGUAAGAACUACGUGCGUGUAGUGGGCCGCAAUGGAGACUCCAGUGGACUGGACCUACAGGGCAUUCGAAUUGAUUCUGACAUCAGCGGCACCCUCAAGUUUGCGUGUGAGAGCAUUGUGGAAGAAUAUGAGGAUGAACUCAUUGAAUUCUUCUCCCGAGAGUCUGACAAUGUUAAAGAUAAACUUUGUAGUAAGCGAACAGAUCUAUGUGACCACACCCUGCACGACUCACAUGAUGAGCUCUGAUCACUGCAGCAGCCCAGAUUGGCAGUUGAUGGAUCACCCCAGGAGAGGAAGAAGAUGGCAAUGCCUUUUAUAUUAUGUUUUUAUUGAAAUGAACUGGAAAAAAAAAAGAAACCAAA
Molecule: messenger RNA, 1121 nt
Organism: Sorex fumeus (smoky shrew)
Lineage: Eukaryota; Metazoa; Chordata; Mammalia; Eulipotyphla; Soricidae
Gene: CNPY2
Product: canopy FGF signaling regulator 2
Exons: 6
Coding region: 454-1005 (183 amino acids)
Cellular component (GO): endoplasmic reticulum
Source: RefSeq, a predicted model, not a curated record